CAACUGAGGCUGUCUCCCCUCUGCGCAUCACUAGCUGUUAUCUUCUCACAUGACUUGACCAUGGUUCACGUGCACGCGCUUUCUAUAAUGUAGUGCACGAGACAACGCAGAUCUGCGUUAACGGGUCUGUAGCCGCUCGAACCGCGUUGUUUUUUCCACAAUGAUUUGCUUGCGGGAUCUCUGCAUGUGCACCAAGACCACUGGUUUGAAAGUCAGCAGGCUUUGUCAUGUUGUGAUGUAACUGUGUGUGUGUGUGUUUGUGUGUGUGUACAUUUGCGAAGACCGGUUCAGUUCAGAAGGCUCAUCCCGCAGCAGGUGGCACAACAUGAAGAUCAUCUUCUUGUGAUUGUGAGUGAAUACUGUAGCUACCGAAGACUCACCUGAGGGAACAUUGGAUGUGAGACAAGGGCAAUAAUCUCCUAGAGCUUAAGAGACAGUGAUUUGCAAUGCUCGGCCAGUCUCCUCACCUUAUCGGGGGGAUCCUGUGGAUCCAGAAUCCAAUGAGAGCUGUUCACUGCAACCUGAGCCAAAAUGGCAUCGAACACCAGAUGUGCCCAGAACACGUGGAAUCACAGCUCGAUGAAGAGGAGGAGUCAGUGGAUGGCCCGCCAAUGCUGCUGGAUGACGACAGUCCGAGUUACCCGGACAUCAGCCCCGCCAUUUUCCCGGGCCGUUUGCCGCCACAUCGCUCAGUCUCCGAGUCUGAGCUCACGCGGCCGGGAUAUGUGAAGCUGUCCAAACCAGUGGCGCUGUGGACCCAACAGGAUGUGUGCAAGUGGUUGAAGAAACACUGUCCAAACCAGCAUCAGAUCUACAGCGACUCCUUCAAACAACAUGAUAUCACAGGGCGGGCUCUGAUGAGAUUGACUGACAGAAAACUGGAGAGAAUGGGUAUCAUGCAGGAGGCCGAGAGGCAGAACAUCCUGCAGCAGGUCCUGCAGCUUCGUGUCCGGGAGGAAGUUAGGACCCUUCAGCUUCUCACACAAGGAUCCCUGGAGUGCGCCCCAUCUUCACCGUAACCUGACGGAACACUCACAGGAGCACGCAAAAUGACCAUCACCUUGGCAACCAGACCACCUGUAUGUGACCCCCGCCCCCACACCCAGACCUCCUCCUGGACCUAAUACAGCUCCCAUCCGUGGGAAGAUGGAGAACAAUCUCACACAUUCUUCCCAGCCGCUCCUGAAAGCCACCCCGCAAGUCCUGACCUGCUGUUUCCUCGCAGCAUUCUGGAAUCUGACCAAUAGUUUCCAUUCCACGCAUCAAAUAUCAACUCAUGAUUGACCUUUUCGGCAAAAUCACUCACUAAAAAAGCAGAUUUUUCAACCCUUUCUGCAAGGCAAUGAGGUCCCGGCUGCGCGUCCUUAACAAGACACAGACAUGUUGUCUCCCUCAUGAUAAUAUGGUACUUGGCUGGCUAUUACUUAUCCAAAAGGCUCUUUCCCUCUUACAGUAACACCUUAAAUCCACUUCUCAAAACUGUCACUCAAACUUCACUGUUGCGCUUGAAGGUUUAUGUUCCCCCACGGGAAGGCUGGCCCUUAAUCCAACUUAGGGCUUUUGUCAAGUGGGAAGUCAAUUACUGUUCAUAAAUCCUUCAUUCUUCCUCUAAUUGUAUCCCCUUUACCGCAAACGGGUGACAUAUUUUACACAACUACAGUAUGUCCGUGUGUUAUGUUGUCUCUCUGUCUGUGCAAAGUUGCUUCAGACAGUGUUCGACGCCACCAUCGUCAAAAUACUGUCAGGGUGCAGUGUCGUUACGGACGUUAGCUUACAAAACAACCGCAUUUUUGGAGUCUGAAAAUGCAAACGGUUGAUCAGAGUGGAGGUUUUUGAAAACAACAAAUGGGGGACAAUGGGUUCUUAUAAUAAUACAGUGGCACUUUGGCUAGCGUCGUUAAUCUGUGCCAGAAGGUCCGACUCAAGCCGAAAAUUUGAAAGAGGUUUCCCCGUAAGGAAUAACACAAAUCCAAGUAAUCGGUUCUGAACACCCAAAUAUGUUAACACAGAACACUUUUUUCUAGUCUUACAAUUAUGGUUUUACAUGCAUAAAGUCAUUCUAAGUGCAUAUAAAUGUGAAAUGAAAGGGAUAAAUGAACAUUUAAGGUGACUCUUACCUUCAUGGAAGACAUGAUUGUUGACAAAGACGGCGUUGAUCGACACAGGUACCACCUUUUGCUUUGUUUCGUGAAUUCAGUAGUGUUUCAUGAGAAAAGCAGAGACUUGUGGCAUAACUACGUUAGCUAGCAAAGAACCACAGCGUCAAACGUUGAUGAUGUCAUAGACGAGUGACGGAGCUGUGGGACAAUGACUUCCGGGUGCUGUUUCCAUGCUAACACGAUGCUAACAAGGACAUUUUGUGAUAAAAGUAGGUUACAAACGCAGUCGGCGUCCCGCAGUGUAUUAAUAACCGUGUUGUACGCUACCUGGGAAAUGUGUUUUUUGACGUAAACCAAAAAAUACGCUAACUGAGGUUCCACUGUAAUAUGAAACGUACAUUUAACGCACCUCGUGCUGCGGGGGCAGCGAUUUACUCAACUACGGUAAAGUAGUAAUGAUGUGGGAUUAAAAUAUGACAGUAUUGUUACAUGUACACAUCUGUACGCAGCGUGCUUGUGUGUUGUUUCUUUCCAAACGACAGGGAAAUGACUGUUUUCAUUCAUUUGUGCAGAUAACUGACGUUCCAACGGUUUCUACAAAGCCAUGUCGUGGAAUCCGACCCUUAAAAAGGGAAACAAUCACAGCCAAGCAGCACAGUAGGUAUACAGUGGAUCCCCGCACAGUCACGAUGCAGCAUUCGACUCCCUGUGAAUUUGUCAAAACAUUUUUUUUUAUAUUUCUGUAUUCCCCUGAGAAUAGGCCGUUUUUCCCCACAGAAAACACAUCACAUUCACUCUAAGUUGGUUUAUAAAUAUGUGAUAAUACUGGUAUGUACACCAUAACGGUACGGUAUCCUUGCGGUUUGUUGCGUACCUCGGUAUUAAGGUCGCUUUUCGGUUCAUUUUCAGUGCAGUAUUCUCUAUUGAAUAAGGUUUUCAAGUUAAAAUAUAGUCCGAAAUGUAUCCCUCGCCGCUUUGUGACGUCACUAUAUUACGGUUUUUCAAAAUAAAUAAAUUAACAAAUUAUCCCUGUUUUGUGGUUGACUAGAACCUAUUAUUAGUAGAAAAAAAUGCAUGUUUAAACACAUUUUACAUAUUUUUGACCUAACUUAAGCAUUUUCAAGCGUAAAAAUGAACAAAAAUAUCAAUACAAGGCAUUCAAGAGUCAUAAAAAUACUGUCUCCUGGACUGUAGCCACCUCUUCACCUUCCUGACAGGGAGAAUAUUGAAGGAAAAAAGCAAUAUGCAUGGAAAAUAAAGCCAUCAGCACUUUUGCGAGUUUUGGUCCAAGUCAGAUCUUAUCCCCGAUUUAGAUCUAAAUUAGCUACUAAGCAGUGAGGUGCGGUCAGGGGAGGCAGGUGCCAGAUGAUGGAAAUUUAAAAACCAAAUAACAACAUAAAAUAGAUAUUUUAACACUUUUUUUUGUGGACAUUUCAGGGGAAGCUGAGCUUCCCUUGCAGUUCAGAGAUGCAGUAUCCUACACUGGCCGCUAGGUGUCAGUAAUGUUACAUUGAUGACACCAUAGCCACCAGGAAGUGCGCUGUUCGGAAGCAAAAAAACAAGGAACUCUCCCAGUGCUAACAUGCGAGUCCAUGGUAUGUCUAAUAUGUCUUAUGUUCUGUUAUUAUGUCUGCUAUAUUGGGUAAUACGAGUGUUAGGUGACUAUAGGGGUGUUAUUUCAUGUCCAGCGGGUUCUAUUAAUGUUAUAAACCAUAUUUAGAAGGCCGUAAACGGGUUUUCUAUGCUCUACUUAUGAAAAUAUUCCAUUUAUAAAUAAAGAAUAGUACUUUGCGGAAAAUCAGUUAUCCCGGUCGGGUCUGGGACCAAUUAACCGCAAUAAACGAGGGAUUAAUGAAGAUGUAUUUGUUACACCCCUAGUCUUUAUGCGUCACUGAUCAUGUUUUUUCAUGAAACGCUGAAAUCUCGCACUUUGUUCGCUGAUCCGUGAAUGCGCCGUAGUCGCUGUGAGGCUCGCCAGCCCGCGACCGCGACUCAUCUGUUCGUCGGUCAUCAUCAUCGGUCAUUAGCGGUGAGUAUCUCUUUAUUUUAUACUUUAAAAUGCAUUUAAUGUGUCUGAGGAAUAUUUAGGGCUUAAACCUUGAGGCAUUUAGCUUGUUUGUUUCCAUCACUAGUGAACAAUGGCAAUUGAAGAGAGAGGAUUCUGGAGCUGACCCUAAACUAGUCAUUACAACACUUUUAUGGUAAAUUUUCUUAUGAAAUCAGAGAAAAACAUCAACAUGAAGCUAGUCGGACAGUUUGGACGGGUAGGAGUGAGGCGUUUGUGAAAAUUGACAUUUUUAUGGAAUGUAACGCGCGGAAAGCGGGGAUCUACUGUAUUCGAGAUACGAAAGCAACAUGAAGGAUACGAAACAGACGUGAAACAUGAGAAGGAAAUAUCCCUUGGUGUCACCAAAACCCCUGUCCAAGUAGGUAAACACAUCCGGCACCCCCGAGGUGUGACUGAAACCAAACCGACUUGAAAUUCUCUGCCGUUAAUGUGGAGAGCAAAAGAAGAGACAUCAGAGACAGCCUUUUUAUUUCCUGACAGGUCUCUGUACGGCUUUGCUGCAGAUGUUGUUUUGUCCGCUUCUCUCUCAAACCAUUUUAGGUGAGCUUACAUGGAAAGAAGCGAAACAAGCUGUCAUUGAAAUGUCUUCUACUGUUGUCAUAUUUAUACGAAGAGAAACUGUGUUGUCUACUGUACGUGAUGGCCGCUCACUGUUAUAUAACGAUGUAUCUUUACUAACCCUAAAAGCACACGUGUCUUGUCCUGAAAGCAAACAGCUGUGUGUGACUGUUCAUACAUUACAUGUAGCAAACAACCUCUAAACAGCUUCCACAAAUAUCGAUGUACUGGAAUGAUGUUUAUAAAAAGCUGAAGUCCAAUCCUGUUCAAGGGUGACUUCUUUCCUUUCUGGGACCGGAGCUGCCGAUCACAAAAGAAUGGUUGGAAAGGGGAAGAAGGGAGGGAGGCUUCACAUGAGAGCCAUUUCAUUUUAAUGGAAUUCCAUUUGUUUACACGUCCUUGUGUGUCCGCUCAUUCGUUUUCGGGAUGUAGCAGCUGUAGACUAAUGCAGGAAAGACCUGCUCGCUGAUCGAAUAGUAUUGAUCAGGUCUCCGGGACGUACAGUCGGUCCUGCGGGAUUACAAAAGCCUCAAGGUGUGUGUCACUGUGUCCACAUUGCAGUGGAUAGAGUUGUUUAGGCUGAAACGCAAGUGGCUAUUUCACGGUCGGUCAGAGAUGUCAUGUCAGUUUCUAUCAAUGCAGCACGACGGAAAUGGUAAAUGGACUUUCUCUUGUAUAGCGCAGUUCUACCUUCAAGGUGCUCAAAGAACUGUGACGUGGUUAGCAUAUUUACCUACGGGAGCAAGGAUACUUUACGGCAGUGGUUUCCAAAGCUUUUCACAGUCUCGUUUGACCUGAAGCCACGGAUCCUCCACUCCUAAAAAAAAACAAAAAAAAAAACACAAUAAGCACACAAAAACAUCUUUACCCUGGAUUAUUCCUCACCUGUUCAUUCUACAGUGGUGUGAAAAAGUAUUGCGGGGUCUUUUGUGACCCUUUGGAUGAGUCAUCGCUGCGCUAUUGGGGUCAUUUUGACCGGCCGGGCACUACUGGGAAGGUUCACCACAGUUCCAUUUUCUGGCCAUUUGUGGAUAAUGGCUCUCACUGUGGUUCGCUGGAGUCCCAAAGCUUUAUAACCUUUUCGUGACUGAUAGAUCUUAAGUUAUGUUUUAACGGGGCACACAGUCGGGGGGAUUUUUCGAUUGCGCUUGGAUUUUUUUUCUCCCUUAAUGAUAAAAACGCAGGAGUCAUAUGUACUGUGUAUACGUAUUCUUAUGUAUUUUUCUUCUGUAUAUGUAUUCUUUGUCGUGUAUGCUUUUACAAGGAAACAACAGGAGGGAAACUUUCCACCAUGGAUUUGGCUGCGAUUUUCCAUCAGCUUUGUGAUCUGGAAACUGUGCCAAGAUGUCCGAGAUUCCGUGCAGACCCGCCUCCCAGCACCUGAUAGAGGUUUGGCACGUACACGGGGUUGGUAAUAGUGCGGUAUUACACAAGGGAGGAAGACCACACUCAACCUUGCACAACACGACUGCAUGGAAACGUUCACUCAUGCGGGCAAACGCGUACCGAAUACACAAGUGCACGGUGACAGAAUGCACAGACACUGAGGCAGCGAAAGGUCAAGCAUGAAUGAACAUUGAAGCAAACACAAUCUAAAGGGAAAAGUAAAUCUGGGUUUUAUUUGUUGACAUCGUGUUUUAUCUCCGGUCUUAAAGGUUUGCAUACAAAGUCCACCCGCUUCCAUUUACUAUGUUUACAUAUCCUAAAGAUAAACACAACACAACACAAUACAAAUAAUUGGGAUUCAUGGUAAAACACAGCAACUGGAAAAACACAUCCAUUAUCCAGUCAAAGGGCCAUUCCGCUGAAUCUGUGCCAUUUUCGUGUUGUAACUCUUUCAGAAUAAACUUACAUUUCUUUUUUAUCAACUCUAAAUCUGAUAAUACACAUUUGAACAACUUAAGAUAUGUGUUGGCCCAUUUCAGGCAACUAUUUAAUUUUUGUAUAUACCGACUAAGCCAAGUUGACUCAUUUAAGUAGCAGGAUUGAAAGUAACGAGUAAAAAGAAGGAAUAAUAACAAUAACAACAACAACAAUAGUAGUAUAGUAUAAUAGUAACAAUAAUAAUGAUAAAUAAUAAUAAAAACAUUCACACAUUUACCGAUUUCUUAUUUUUUUUGUAUGUUUGUCACAGGUAAAUGUUUCAGGUCAUCAAACUAAUUUAAAUAUUAGUCAAUGACAACACAACUGAACACAAAAUGCAGUUUUUAAAUGGAACUUUUUAUUAUUAAGGGAGAAAAAAAAGGGAACGCACCCUUGUUAAAACAUAACUUAACUGAGAUUAAUUGAGAUCUAUCUGUGUGGAAAAGGUUAUAAAGCCAUU
This is a messenger RNA of Dunckerocampus dactyliophorus (ringed pipefish), 7048 nucleotides long. RefSeq names its product sterile alpha motif domain containing 12 (gene samd12). Lineage: Eukaryota; Metazoa; Chordata; Actinopteri; Syngnathiformes; Syngnathidae. Gene Ontology annotation, cellular component: cytoplasmic side of plasma membrane. The transcript has 5 exons. The coding region runs from base 447 to 1019 and encodes 190 amino acids. Gene Ontology annotation, molecular function: protein binding. Gene Ontology annotation, biological process: cell surface receptor protein tyrosine kinase signaling pathway. The record is from RefSeq and is a predicted model, not a curated record.